Messenger RNA from Alnus glutinosa, 1794 nucleotides. RefSeq names its product cytokinin dehydrogenase 3-like. Gene Ontology annotation, biological process: cytokinin metabolic process. The transcript has 5 exons. The coding region runs from base 66 to 1676 and encodes 536 amino acids. NCBI's taxonomy places the organism in Eukaryota, Viridiplantae, Streptophyta, Magnoliopsida, Fagales, Betulaceae. Gene Ontology annotation, molecular function: cytokinin dehydrogenase activity; FAD binding. The record is from RefSeq and is a predicted model, not a curated record.
CAACCACAACCACAAACGCCACCGCCACCUUCUUCUUCAACGUUUCCUCUCUCUCUCUCUCAACAAUGGCUGAAAACUUUCCAAUUAUAGCAUAUUUCAUGGUUAUAAUAUUUAUAUAUAUAAGCCCUUUGAUGUCAAAGCAGCCACCAAAGCUGGAGACAAAUUUUCUCCCACCCAACCUUCAAAACCUUUCUAUCGCAAAAACGCUUCGUGAUGACCCUGAUGCCAUUAAAUUAGCCUCUAGCGAUUACGGCAAUAUUGUUCAAGAGAUCCCGGCGGCUGUUCUUUACCCAUCUUCCAAAAACGAUAUUGCAAGCUUGAUAAAAUUUGCGCACAGUAGCUCUUCUCCUUUUAAUAUAGCUGCUAGAGGCCAGGGCCAUUCUGUUCGAGGACAGGCAAUGGCUCGUAAUGGGGUCGUGGUCAAUAUGACGUCUUUGGAAGAUCGUAUAAAUGGGUCUGGAAUAGUAGUCUCGAGAAGCCCUUCGUUGGGCUUCUAUGCUGACGUGGGAGGUGGGCAGCUUUGGGGCGAUGUGUUGCAUGCAACACUAGAGCGUGGACUUUCACCGGUGUCGUGGACUGACUAUUUGUACCUAACUGUUGGGGGCACGCUAUCCAAUGCCGGGAUUGGUGGGGAAACCUUCCGUUUCGGUCCUCAGAUCAGCAACGUGUUUGAAAUGGAUGUUAUCACUGGAACGGGGGAUUUUGUUUCUUGCUCCCCAGAAAAGAAUAUGAAUCUCUUUCAUGCAGUUCUUGGAGGUUUUGGCCAAUUUGGGAUUAUAACGAGAGCGAGAAUCGCCUUGGAGCCAGCACCAAAGAGGGUCAAAUGGGUUCGAAUGCUUUACAAUGACUUCACUGCAUUUGCUAGAGACCAAGAACAUUUGAUUUCAAUCAAUGGAAGGAAGCAAAACAAUGCACUUGAUUACCUGGAAGGUUUACUUCUCAUGAAUCAGGGUUCUCUGGGCUCUCCGCAUGAUUGGAGAUUGUCCUUUUUUCCAUCAAAUGAUCACUCCAGAAUUCUCUCUAUAAUUAAAAAAUAUGGAAUUAUCUAUUGUCUGGAAGUAGCCAAAUAUUAUGAUGAUCACACUCUUGAGUCCGCGGACGAGGAACUUCAAGUUUUAUUCAAAGGGUUGAGCUUUAUCACAGGAUUUACGUUUGAGAAAGACGUUUCAUAUGUAGAUUUUGUUAAUAGAACUGGAAAAAUGGAAGAUGACUCAAAGCUCACUCAUCCUGACGGAGUCGGUCCUACGUCACAUCCGUGGCUAAAUCUCUUUGUACCAAAAUCUCAAAUCUCAGGUUUCAAUUCUGGUGUUUUCAAGGAUAUUGUUCUGAAACGGAAUAUUACCACAGGACUUGUUCUUUUUUACCCCAUGAACCGAAACAAGUGGGAUGAUAGGAUGUCUGCGGUUAUACCUGAUGAAGAUGUUUUCUACACCAUAGGUUUUUUGCAUUCAAGUGGGUUUGAUGAGUGGGAAGCCUAUGAUGCACAAAACAAAGACAUACUGCAGUUUUGUUAUAAUGCUGGUAUUGAGGUUAAGCAGUAUCUUCCUAAUUACAAGACAAAGGAAGAGUGGAAAAAUCAUUUUGGCAUGAAGUGGAGAACUUUUCAAGAGAGAAAAGCUUUGUUUGACCCGAAAAUGAUACUGUCACCAGGACAAAGAAUUUUCAAUGACAACUAAAAAAUAAAUACAUGGGAUUGGAGGAAAUGUAGGAAAAAAAAAAAAAAUUAAGGUUAUCCUGUUUUUUCUUUUGCAGUAUGAAUUUUAGAUUUAUGUACGUGUCUCGUACUAUUUAUGU